Tremella mesenterica DSM 1558 is the source of this 714-nucleotide messenger RNA. RefSeq lists its product as uncharacterized. Gene Ontology annotation, molecular function: proton-transporting ATPase activity, rotational mechanism. The transcript is spliced from 6 exons. Bases 1 to 714 code for a protein of 237 amino acids. Gene Ontology annotation, cellular component: proton-transporting V-type ATPase, V0 domain. Gene Ontology annotation, biological process: proton transmembrane transport. Lineage: Eukaryota; Fungi; Basidiomycota; Tremellomycetes; Tremellales; Tremellaceae. The record is from RefSeq and is a predicted model, not a curated record.
AUGGGCUACUACGCCCCUGGACUGUUGAUAGCUUCCGCAUCAACUGCAACCGUCGUCGGAUUAUACCUUUUGUUCACAGGACAAGGAGAAUCAUUCAAUGUUGGAAGAUUUUUGGCGGAGAGUAGUCCCUUUGCUUGGGCUAUGGUAGGAGUGGGAUUAUGUAUAGGGCUCUCAGUAGCUGGAGCUGGAUGGGGAAUAUUCCUCACUGGUUCCUCUAUCCUAGGAGGUGGUGUUCGAGCACCUCGAAUUCGUACCAAAAAUCUCAUUUCAAUCAUCUUCUGCGAAGUCGUUGCUAUCUAUGGAGUCAUCAUGGCCAUCGUCUUCAGUUCAAAGAUCACGGGAGAUGUAGUGGAUAUGUACACUACCAAUAAUUAUUACACUGGCUUCGCGCUGUUUUGGGGAGGUCUAGCCGUCGGUCUUUGCAACCUUCUAUGCGGCGUAUCAGUCGGUAUCACAGGAUCCACUGCCGCCCUUGCAGACGCUGCGGAUCCUCAAUUGUUUGUCAAGAUAUUGAUCGUGGAAAUAUUCGGCUCUGUGCUCGGCUUAUUUGGUCUGAUUGUGGGACUACUGAUUGUAUGUCAACUUCCUAUCUUGUCCUGGGGAUGCGUGAAAGCAUCCCAUAUUCUCCUCGUCGAAUUUCAGCAGGGAUUUUCACUGAUUGACAGAGCGGAAAAGCGGAGGAGUUUGCAUAAGAAUGUUCAAUGCAUGAUAUGA